Molecule: messenger RNA, 1116 nt
Organism: Fusarium vanettenii 77-13-4
Lineage: Eukaryota; Fungi; Ascomycota; Sordariomycetes; Hypocreales; Nectriaceae
Exons: 5
Coding region: 1-1116 (371 amino acids)
Source: RefSeq, a predicted model, not a curated record
AUGGCUGAGGACUGGGAACCCGUUGAGCCCGAGGGCCUGGCUCUCGGGACGUACGCCACGACGGUUAUCCUCUCGGUUCUCUGCACGAUUGUGGUUCUUAUGCGGACGUUUGUCCGAGCGAGGAACCGGUGUCUCGGUACCGAUGACCACCUGAUGGUCGCGGGAUGGGCAUCGUACAUAGUACACAACGUCAUCGUGAUAGUCGGAUGCCAUCGCGGUAUAGGUACGGUGCGGAGGAAGCUUACUGAUGCCCAAGUUCGAGAGGGCAUGAAGUAUGUCUUCCUAUGGCAGAUCUUCUACGCCGCAACCCUCGUAUGCGUCAAAUCGAGCAUCUGCGUCACGGUCCUACGAAUAGCAACGGGAAAGGUAUACGUCUGGCUACUACGAGGCCUCAUCGGCUUGUCCAUCCUGAUGAGCUCGGUCGGAUUCAUCGUCAUCAUGGUGCAGUGCCAACCGGUUGAGGCCUUCUGGGACCCAUCCAGGGGGAAGUGCAUGAACAAGAUCCUUCCCACGAUCCUGACGUACGCGGCGUCGGCUGCCAAUGUCAUCACUGACUUUGCGGUCGCGACUAUUCCCAUGGUUCUUGUGCGGAAGCUUCAGAUGAGGUCCAAGUUGAAGCUGUACGCGCAGCUGAUUAUGGGUCUGGGAGUGCUAGCGUCGAUCGCAAGCAUCAUCCGAGUCCCAUAUUCGAACGCAUAUCUUCAGCCUUCGACCUUUGUGUAUUCCGUGGCAAACAUCAUCCUCUGGACUGUGGUAGAGUGCGGAGUAGGCAUCAUCGCCGGCUCCCUCCCAUCACUCAGAGCAUUCUUCAAGAGCCUCGCAAAGGACAAGAGCACCCAAGAGUACAGUGGAUCUCACCACACCGACCUCUUGACCAUCGGACGUGUACGAGACAGGCAAACGAGAUCAGGUCGCUCCCAUGGGAUAGAGCUAGGGCCUGCUGCCACUGCCACUGUUGACUAUGGAGAUACCAACCAAGAGCGAGAUGACGAUAGUACUCGUCAUAUCAUCAAGGUGACGAGGGAGUUUGGGUUGGAGCGUAGUGGAAGUGAUGAGGAGGAGCUGUAUCAGGAAAGAGAGACAAGGGAUCCAAGGUUACAAAAGGGAAUGGUGUAG